Emiliania huxleyi CCMP1516 is the source of this 942-nucleotide messenger RNA. RefSeq lists its product as hypothetical. Gene Ontology annotation, molecular function: 3-dehydroquinate synthase activity. Gene Ontology annotation, biological process: antibiotic biosynthetic process. The annotation marks the transcript as partial. The transcript has 2 exons. NCBI's taxonomy places the organism in Eukaryota, Haptophyta, Isochrysidales, Noelaerhabdaceae. The record is from RefSeq and is a predicted model, not a curated record.
CUGUUAGUCCUGCCCACGACCGAGGAGAACAAGAACAUGGACAUGGUGCUCACCAUCGCGGAGGCGAUCCACGACCUCGGGAUCGACCGCCGUCUCGACCCCGUCAUCGCCAUUGGCGGCGGCGUGUGCAUGGACAUUGUCGGCUUCGCGGCCUCCAUCUACCGUCGCAAGACGCCGUACGUGCGCGUGCCGACCACGCUGAUGGGCUACGUGGAUGCCUCCAUCGGGGCCAAGACCGGCGUGAAUUUCGCGGGCAAGAAAAACAAGCUGGGCGCGUAUGUGCCGCCAGCCCUCACGCUGCUCGACCGCUCCUUCCUCGGCACGCUCGACGCGCGGCAGUUGUCGAACGGCGCAGCCGAGAUCGUCAAGAUGGCGCUCGUCAAGGACGCAGAGCUCUUCUCCCUGCUCGAGGAGCACGGCCCCAGCCUGAUCGAGGGCAAGUUCCAGGACCUCCCCGGCGGCGUUGAGUCCAACGCGGUCGGCGCGCCAUCCCGCGUGCUCACGCUCGCCAUAUCCACGAUGCUGGAGGAGCUCGCGCCAAAUCUGUGGGAGGAUUCGCUCACCCGGCUCGUCGACUUUGGCCACAUCUUCAGCAUGGAGUUAGAGAUGGAGGCGCUGCACUCCAGCAAACUCUUCCACGGGGAAGCCGUGGCGAUCGACAUGGCCCUGUGCGCUUGCCUCGCGACGGUGCGCGGGCACAUCGACUCCUCCACUCGCGACCGCAUCCUUGCGGUGAUGCGUGGCCUCCGGCUUCCCACGUACCACGAGCUGCUCGACGAGAAGAUGGCACUCUUCGCCAUUGAGGAGCGCAUCAAGUUUUCGCAGACAAUCAAGAUGCCACUCCCCGUCGGCGUGGGCACCUCGCGCAUCUAUGACGACAUCACGUCGGACGAAAUUGUGGCGGCGCUGGCCAUGGCGAAGCGCCUGCACGCGGAGCCCUAA